Messenger RNA from Rosa rugosa (rugosa rose), 1225 nucleotides. Its product is annotated as squalene monooxygenase SE1-like. Gene Ontology annotation, cellular component: endoplasmic reticulum; membrane. NCBI's taxonomy places the organism in Eukaryota, Viridiplantae, Streptophyta, Magnoliopsida, Rosales, Rosaceae. The record is from RefSeq and is a predicted model, not a curated record. The coding region runs from base 1 to 765 and encodes 254 amino acids. The transcript is spliced from 4 exons. Gene Ontology annotation, molecular function: squalene monooxygenase activity; flavin adenine dinucleotide binding. Gene Ontology annotation, biological process: sterol biosynthetic process.
AUGAUCGACCACAAACACAUCAUUGUGUGCGAUGGCUGCCUUUCAAAUCUGCGCAAAUCUCUCAGUGCACCGAAGGUUGAAAGUCCCUCUUGUUUUGUUGGUUUGAUCUUGGAGAACUGUGAGCUUCCACAUGCAAAUCAUGGACAUGUCAUUUUGGGAGAUCCUUCACGUAUCUUGUUUUAUCCCAUCAGUAGCACAGAAGUUCGCUGUUUGGUGGAUGUACCUGGAACCAAAGUACCUUCAGUAGCUAAUGGUGAAAUGGCUAACUAUUUGAAAACUAUGGUGGCUGCUGAGAUUCCCCCACAGCUGCACAAUGCUUUUAUGGUCACAGUAGAGAAAGGAAACAUCAGAACAAUGCAAAACAAAAGCAUGGCUGCUAAUCCUGUCCCCACUCCUGGUGCAAUUUUAUUGGGGGAUGCAUUCAACAUGAGGCAUCCUUUAACAGGAGGAGGAAUGACUGUGGCUCUUUCAGACAUUGUUCUUCUCCGCGAUCUUCUUAGACCCCUAUGUGAUCUCAAUGAUGCACCAGCUUUGUGUAAUUACCUAGAAUCAUUCUAUACACUGCAUAAGGUGCUUUGUACAAGGUGUUUUGUGCAUCACCUGAUCCGGCAAGACAGGAAAUGUGCAAAGCAUGUUUUGGCUAUUUGUGCCUUGGAGGCAUCUGUUCAUAUGGACCAGUAUCUCUUCUCUCUGGUCUUAACCCUCAUCCACUGCACUUGUUUCUCCAUUUCUUUGCUGUUGCUAUCUAUAGUGUCGGCCGCUUAAUGCUUCCAUUCCCUUCACCUCAGCGCAUAUGGCUUGGGGCUCGAUUGAUCUUGGUUUGUUAAUUCCUAGAACUUUUGUAUGAACAUGUUUGUCAGUCACACAUUUGCAUAUUGCAUAGUUGUUGCUUAUAAAAAUCUUUCUGGAUUUUAAAUUUCGGAGUGCAUCAGGCAUCAUAUACCUGAUUAUAAAGGGUGAAGGAGUAAGACAGGUGUUUUUUCCCGCAACAGUGCCAGCAUUUUACAGAUCUCCUCCUGUUCACUGAAGAAAUGGAAACUAGCGUAUCUGGAGAAAAACAUUGACAGUUUUGACACCCAAUUCAAGUUAGAAUAGGAAUCCUUGUACUUCAAGAUUAUGUACUUUGUACCUCAAGAUUAUGUACUUUGUAAUCCCUAUAAAAGGAUUGUUAUUGUUAUUGCCAAAAUUGGAAUGUUAAUUUGAUAUUGAAAGGUCUUUACCUGCA